Molecule: messenger RNA, 1599 nt
Organism: Mastomys coucha (southern multimammate mouse)
Lineage: Eukaryota; Metazoa; Chordata; Mammalia; Rodentia; Muridae
Product: bile acid receptor-like
Exons: 11
Coding region: 82-1599 (505 amino acids)
Biological process (GO): negative regulation of inflammatory response; cell differentiation; negative regulation of transcription by RNA polymerase II
Molecular function (GO): nuclear receptor activity; RNA polymerase II cis-regulatory region sequence-specific DNA binding; zinc ion binding
Source: RefSeq, a predicted model, not a curated record
ACCGCAGGAACACUACCCAAUUGUUUUAUUCUGAAAGUAUUUAGCAUUGCUGAAGGAAACAACUGGCAGCUGGACCAGAGAAUGGCAAAUACCUAUGUCACUACAUCUGAUGGGUACUACCUUGCUGAACCCACACAGUAUUACGAUAUUUUGCCAGAGCAAUUCCAUUAUCAGCUGUGUGACGCGGAUUUCCAAGAACCACCCUAUUGCCAAUAUUCCACUGCUCAGUUCCCUCCAGCGUUACAGUCCCCAUGUUUACAAAGCCAUUUCAACACAUACAGCUUGGAUCCACAGUACAGUGGUGGCAGUUGGUGCGGACUCGACUCUGGAGAAUCUAGUCAGUCCACUUAUGUGGUUGUUCAUGAUGAUAAUGAAGACGAAUUCCCUGGGGCACAAAGGUGCAGGCCAACUUGUUCUUUACACUGGAAGGGACAAGAUGAGCUCUGUAUGGUCUGUGGUGAUAAGGCAUCAGGAUAUCACUACAAUGCCCUUACCUGUGAGGGCUGCAAAGGUUUUUUCCGACGUAGCAUUACCAAAAAUGCAGUGUAUUCGUGCAAGAACGGUGGCCACUGUGAAAUGGACAUGUACAUGCGCAGAAAAUGCCAAGAGUGCAGACUGAAGAAGUGUAAGGCGGUGGGGAUGCUGGCAGAAUGUUUGCUCACAGAGAUCCAGUGUAAGUCAAAGAGACUUCGCAAGAACUUCAAGCAUGGGCCUUCCCUGUACUCUGCCAUCCAAGUGGAAGAUGAACGAGCAGACACCAAACACGUGUCGUCCACCACUAGAUCUGGGAAAGGGGUUCAGGACAACGUGACUCUAACUCAAGAGGAGCGUUGUCUUCUGAAUACCAUAGUGACUGCUCAUCAAAAAUCCAUGAUUCCCUUACGGGAAACAAGCACACUUCAGCAGGAGUACUCCAACCCAGAACUAAGUUUUCUGAGACUCUCAGAACUAUCAAUCCUGCACAUACAUGGACUGAUGAAAUUUACUAAGGGACUCCCAGGAUUUGACAAUUUAACCACUGAGGAUCAGACUGCAUUACAGAAGGAGUCAAAAGCUGAAGCGCUGUUCCUUCAUGUAGCCCAGCUUUAUGGUGGGAAAGAUUCAGCCUCUGGAAGCACUAUGAGACCAGCAAAGCCCUCAGCUGGGACACUGGAGGUGCAUAGUCACAGGGGUGAUGAAAGUGUUCAUUCUUUGGAAAACUUUUUCAAGGAAGGCUACCCUUCUGCUACUCUGACUGGUAUUACUAGAGAAUUUAUUGCCUCACUGUCUUACUUCUACAGAAGAAUGAGUGAACUUAAUGUAACAGACACUGAAUAUGCUCUGCUUACGGCGACAACAGUGCUUUUCUCAGAUCGUCCAUGCCUUAAAAAUAAGCAGCAUGUAGAAAACCUACAAGAACCAGUGCUGCAGCUUUUGUUUAAGUAUUCAAAAAUGUACCAUCCAGAAGACCCACAGCAUUUUGCACACCUCAUAGGGAGACUUACUGAACUGAGAACUCUGAGUCAUAGCCACUCAGAAAUCCUUAACACUUGGAAAACAAAGGACCCCAGGUUGGUUAUGUUUUUCUCUGAGAAAUGGGAUUUGCAAUCCCUUUACUGA